Messenger RNA from Tarenaya hassleriana, 1259 nucleotides. RefSeq names its product NAC domain-containing protein 90-like. Gene Ontology annotation, molecular function: DNA binding. Bases 61 to 1002 code for a protein of 313 amino acids. The record is from RefSeq and is a predicted model, not a curated record. The transcript has 3 exons. Gene Ontology annotation, biological process: regulation of DNA-templated transcription. Lineage: Eukaryota; Viridiplantae; Streptophyta; Magnoliopsida; Brassicales; Cleomaceae.
UAGAAAUGAAUAAAGGAUAUAUAUAUAAAAAAAUAUUGGAAAGAGAGGAGAGACAAAGGAAUGGAGGGAAUUCCGCCGGGUUUUAGGUUCUAUCCGACGGAAGAAGAGUUGGUCGGAUUCUACUUGAAGAACAAGUUGGAAAGCAGCCGACGAGACCUAAACCUAAGCCCACUCAUCGAUUGCGUCAUCCCCACCGUCGACAUCUACGAUUGCGAUCCCUCGGAUCUUCCACAAAUAUGGGAAACGAUGACGCGGCAGAAAGAUCCAGAGCAAUGGAUAUUCUUUGUGUCGAGAAGAGAUAGUGAGAAAACCGGAUGGAGACCCAACCGGUUAACUGCGGCCGGUUAUUGGAAAGCGACCGGUUCGUUCGGUUAUGUGUAUACCAAUGACGUAGCGGUCGGAGGGAAGAGAACGAUGGUGUUUUAUACGGGAAGAGCUCCAAGCGGUACUAAAACUGAGUGGAGGAUGAAUGAGUACACUGCACUUGAGCCACAUCAUCACCAUCACCAUCACCAUCACCAUCACCCUCAUCAUCAUCAUGAUCAUCAACAUCAAGCACCAUCAUCAUCGUCGUUACUAGUGUCUUCUGCUUCAACUAUUCCUCCUCAUGCGAUGAGACAAGAUUAUAGUAUAUGCCGAGUAUAUACGAAAUCAUCACGUUUGAGGUCGUUUGACCGCCGUCCACCUCAGCCACCGCCUCCACCUCCGCAGCCACAGACUCCGGUUAACCCCAACAUUUAUUUUAAUCAAGGCCAAAGCCAAACCGGUUUAGUCACUCAUUCUCAACCACUAGCUCAAAAUCUUGGGGAUGGUCAUACGGCUGAGAUUAACGCAAGCCUUCCACAACAACAACAAGAUCAUCAUCAUCAUCAUAGCUCAUCAUCAUCAUUACCAUCUUCGUCAUCAUCAUCAUCGGGAAAUCACCAUGGCAACACAGACAUGGUGUUAAUUGAUGAAAUGUUUUGGGAGCAGCAACUCGAUUCGUUCUUUGAUUACAUUUGAUGGACAAAAUAUAAUGACCACACUUGUUUUGUACUUCGAAGGAUUGCAUUAUAUAACUAUAGUCAAUGCUAAGAGUCGUUGUUCUUCUUAUGAACUUCGCUGUCUUUGCUCGCUAGCAAGAAAUUUGGCCAUUGGCUGAGAGGUGGUAAAGUCAUCCUCGAGGUCAUGGGUUCGAUUCCACUGAUGGGGAGGGAUGUAAUUUCUGGAUCAAAAUGGUCCAUAUACAAAGGCCGGUCCCGGGUCUAGGGUGGAUGUAA